This is a messenger RNA of Malaclemys terrapin pileata, 3775 nucleotides long. RefSeq names its product MAX dimerization protein MLX (gene MLX). The transcript is spliced from 8 exons. Gene Ontology annotation, cellular component: nucleus. The record is from RefSeq and is a predicted model, not a curated record. Bases 1 to 798 code for a protein of 265 amino acids. Gene Ontology annotation, biological process: regulation of transcription by RNA polymerase II. Lineage: Eukaryota; Metazoa; Chordata; Testudines; Emydidae. Gene Ontology annotation, molecular function: protein dimerization activity; RNA polymerase II cis-regulatory region sequence-specific DNA binding; DNA-binding transcription factor activity, RNA polymerase II-specific.
AUGGUCGGACGCUGUGAUUGGCUGAUGCGGGGAGGUCACAUGACCCGAGUGCACGGGAAGAUGGCGGAGCAGGCGGGCGCCUCGCCCGAGGACCCCUGGGGGAAGGUGGAUUCUGCAUACAGCGACAGUGGACUGGAUCCCUCGCUCUUUGUGGAAAGCACUAGGAAAGGAAGCAUAGUGUCCCGAGCUAACAGCAUUGGCUCCACCAGUGCCUCCUCAGUCCCCAAUACAGAUGACGAAGACAGCGAUUAUCACCAGGAAACCUACAAAGAGUCGUACAAGGACCGGCGCAGACGCGCCCACACCCAGGCUGAGCAGAAGAGACGAGAUGCCAUCAAGAAAGGCUACGAUGACUUGCAGACCAUUGUUCCCACGUGCCAGCAGCAGGACUUCUCCAUUGGCUCCCAGAAACUGAGCAAAGCCAUCGUCCUGCAGAAAACCAUUGACUACAUUCAGUUCCUCCACAAGGAGAAGAAGAAGCAGGAGGAGGAAGUUUCUACCCUCAGGAAAGAUGUCACAGCUUUGAAGAUCAUGAAAGUAAACUAUGAGCAGAUUGUGAAAGCUCAUCAGGAUAAUCCAAAUGAGGGGAAAGACCAGGUCUCUGACCAAGUCAAGUUUAAUGUUUUCCAAGGCAUCAUGGAUUCACUGUUCCAGUCCUUUAAUGCCUCCAUCUCGGUAACAAGUUUUCAGGAACUUUCAGCCUGUGUCUUCAGCUGGAUUGAAGAGCACUGUAAGCCACAGACUCUGCGGGACAUCGUGCUGGGGGUUCUGCAUCAGCUGAAGAAUCAGCUCUAUUGACUCUCUCCCUCCCGUGCCCCAGCAGCACGGGCCUGCGCUCGUCAUCCCCAGUGCUGUGGGGUGCCGCCCAGCAGGGAAACAGACUCCAGGAAGGGCUGGUCUGUUUCCCUCGGGGUUGUUCUUAAAGCUUCUCUCUGGAAUAUUUAUUGUAUUGACCAAAAACCCAAACUGGGCUGUACGUACCUCUCCACAGACCCUGUCGCAGUCUGUAGCACUAGAGGCUGUGAAGGGACUCAGUCAGCAGAGACGGGAGUUUAGAUGUGGAUUAAAUACACUUCUCGUUGCCCCAAAGGAAGGCAGGAGGGGCUCUCACCCAAACUGGCAUGGCAGUGAACGGACCUCGCCUGAGCCCCUGACUCUUGCAAGAGUGACAGUAGCUCAGCUGGUGGGAGGGAUCUGCUUUGUAGCAGUCAGAUUGUCCUGCUCCCUGAGGGGGGGGAAUGGUAUCAUCCUAGCACUGCACAUCUACUGCCUGGUGGGAUGCAUGCCCUGAAAACCACAGAGCCUGGGCGUGAACUGGAGAACAGAUGGAGCACAGGUUCUUUGGUUUCCAGGUAAGCACUUGCUGACAUUGCAGCUACCCAGGCACCUUUCCAUGGGGCAAUGCAGGACGACCUCUCCCCCCCAGAGCUAGUUGCCACAUUAGGAUUAAAGACUUUGGCUGGGCUAUGAACCCUCCUGCACCAGGCAACAAACUGUCCUCUACAAAAGGGGGUUAGGAAGAAGCUUCCCUUGGCACUUCUUUCCCUUCUCCCAUCGCUGCAGGCUUUCUUGCACCUUCCUCUGAAGCAGCUGGUUCUAGUUACUGUCGAGAUGGGUUCUGGACUAGCAAUUCCUAUGUGCCUCAAUCCCGAUCAGCUAGUUCUGCCUAGGGAUGGAAGGCUGCUUGCUUUACUGGUGCAGAAUGACUUUCCAAAAGGCCAUGCAAAGGAAGCUGGUGGGUUGGCCCCUCGCUGCCACAAGGAGAGGCACUUAAUCCCACUGGUGAAGGGACUCUCCCUCUUGUGCAGAUGAUCGUGGCCUCGGCCUUCACUUGAGCCAGCUGCUGACUUGGCCUUUUCGACUCUAGCCGUGUUUCCUAAACAAUUAAACAUGAGUGCAGCUUUCGCUACAGCUUUAUCGGCACAGAGGCUGAUUUCUGUCGGGCUUUAUAUGACUGGGCACUUUCUGAUGAAGUCACACUGUGUGGGAAAGUAGACUAGUGUAGCACAGAGCUGCUGUGAAUUCUAAGUAGACGUCUGCUCUUGUUUAGAACGACAGUUUUAUAUAUAAUAAAGCCUUGAUUUUUAUAAUGCAUUGAAAAAAAAAAAUCACACUAACGUGUUACCAGUUUACGUUUUGCAGACAGCUGCUUGUCUGGGACAAUUUAAAUCAGUGACACCCUGUUUCUUUCCCUGUAGCCCUACAGGUCUAUUAACAGCAGAUGGCAGCUAUCUGCUAAAGCACCAAGGGCAUUUUACUACUCAAACAAGGUGACGCUAUUGGAAUUACCCCAGCAAAGUGACACUCUUACAACAGUAUUUGUCGAUUUUCAAUUAUGUUCCUACCACACCUCUAAAAAUCCCAUGUUAAUGGCUGUUGUGCAUUUCUUUCAGUUUGGGAACGGUAGUUUCUGGGUGCUGGCUGUCUGCCUUUCAAACACUGAAGCAGGGGCAUAAUGUUUCCAUUUAAUCAAGGAAAUAUUCUUGUUGGUCUUGGAUUUUAUAAAACAAAGCACUUCUACAAAGCUUGCAUUGAGUGUCCCUGUCGGUCCAAAUGCAGCAUACAGCCCCAUGGAAGUUCAAGAGUUUGUUUGCAGUGACACGUCCAACUGCUGAAGUGAAUUGCACACAACAGGGGAAGCUACCGCUAGGCCCGUACUCAAGCACAGGCAUGUAACUCUUGUAAGAUGUGGCUUUGCUGUAAGGAAAGCACCUGUUUGCAGAACCAAUAGCCUGUGCUGGUUACUAAUAAGUGGCAUGUGUAUUUCUCAAAGGACAUUGCUUUUUACAGACCUCACUCAGGUGGAAAUGAAAUAUUUUUCUAUCAUGAAAAGUAAUUAUAAUAAAUUUUUGCUAAGCAUUUUAAGGAUUGUCCCCCUCAGUUUGUUUAUUUCUGACACAGAAUCAUUGGGUUUGCUAGGAGAGGUGAUGAGGCAAGGGCCAAUUUUUCAGACGUGACUAGUGAUUUCAGGAUGCCCGGCUUGACCCCUUAGCCAGUGUUAUGGCAGCUGUAUGGGAACGGCCCUCCCCCGCUGCUCAUCCCCCCCGUUAUCUGGGUGCCUGACUCCGACUGGUCUCAAAGCCGUAGUUAAACCAGACUGGAAUGCAAACAAGCUCCCUUUUAUGUGAGCAAAGCGGCCAAGACUCCAGAGAGCAGACGGGAAGCCAGUCUUGCUACGGCCAGGACAUGCAGGGUGAGAAAUAAUUAUGGAAGCAGCAGGGCUAAGAUGAGACACAGUGGUGUUUAAUGAAUCACACUCCUGUAUACAGCAUUACGGCAUGGUAGAUGCUGGGGGAAGCGUUUCCCACCCUCUCUAUUAAAUACACUGAGAUGCUAGUACAUCCCUACACAGUUAAACAACUAGUUUCUUUCCCCUCUCCUAGACGCUCCUUUCCUCCCUUUGCUAGAACAAACUCACCUACUUGUUGGCAAUCCAACACACCCCUAGCCCAGUGGAGAGGCACCAUCCCAACUGCUCAUUGCAACAAAGGAUAAUAAAAACGGGACUCCACUGCAAAUGAGAAUAUGAGGGGCCUGGAGCUGCCUCAACCCCUCUAGCCACCCUCCUGACUGCAAAGCAUUUUAAAACAUAAACAUACAUAAAAGACUCAGGACAAAACCAAGCCCUACAAACAGUGCAAGUUUCAGAAGCGGCUUCUGUUGGGUUCCAGACUGGCCAAUUUUCUCCCCUGGAGCAGUGGCUCCUGUCAGCAACUCAGACAGCCACCGGCAAAGUGACAUUGUAAUCCUCAUCCGUCUCUAUCCCAACUUCCUC